CAAAUCACGCACAAAGCAUAUAAUGCGGAGAGGCUGAAAAUGCUUCUAUUUAUAACAUCGUCAACUCAUAACAAAAUAAAGUGAUAUUGACCGCCAAAACAAGUACUUUUGGUUAGAAUGUCAAGAGUGGUUGCAAUUGGAGUAGGCCAGUAUUGGAAAUUCAAAUCAUAAUGACUUCGCCCGAAAUGAUGACACAAUUUGUUGGUAACUUGGCUUGUCCGAUUGAAUUUGGUAAUUCAAUAGUGAUAGCAGGAAAAACGAUCGAUGGAGCUCAACGGACACAAAUCAAUUUGCGUGCAAAUAAAGAGGCUAUCUCCAAUAUCGGUUUACAUCUCUCAAUCCGUUUCGACGAAGAAAUAAUUGUUCGUAACACAUUAAUAAAUAAUGAAUGGGGAGAGGAGGAACGCAGUGAACAUUUAUAUGAAUCGACUUCUCCAAAUCCGCUAGUGCCUGGUGACUUUUUCAUAGUGCAUAUUUUCGCUAGCGAUGAAAAAUUUCAUAUAUCAGUAAAUCACCGACCGUUUUGUACAUUCAAAUAUCGUUUAUCAAUCGAACAACUGAUCACCGUCGAAGUGAGGGAUCAUUUACAGGCAGUUACACAGAUUGAUCAUCGAACAGCAUUCCCAAGCCCAUGGCCACCACUGCAAUAUUCAGAUCCUCACACAGUUUUCAGCAAUGAUUCGCCGAUUCUGUUCACGCCGGGUCACGUGAUUGUGAUUACAGCUCUACCAUAUCAUGAUGAGAAUGGGCGGUUCUUCGUUUUGUUUAUGGAUGGCGAUUCGAAGCGAGAAGCUCUACAUUUCAAUGUACGAUUCAACCCUCAAAACGUUGUUGUGAGAAACGCAAUGAAGGACAAUUAUGAAUUUGGACCUGAAGAACGUGACGGAGGCUUUCCAUUCCGCUUUAAUCAACAAUUUCGAUUAGCAAUUGCAUUCACAAAAAAUGCAUUCCUAUUUGCAGUAGAUGGUCGACGAUUUUGUACUUUCGCUUAUCGGAAAAGCCGUUUAUUGGAUACUUUAACAGGAUUCAUAAUUAAAACAAACAAUGGCAUGCGUAUGCAGGUAACUUCAGUGGAUCAUCUAACCUCAAACGAUAUGGACUGCUCUGAGUUUGAAAAAUAUUCGAAUCCCAGAUUUGUUAUAAUGUAAAGUUGGAAUAUUUAAGACAUUUCUUAAAAAUAUUGCAUUAACUUAAUUAUAGGUUGUUAAAGAUUCACACUGUACCUAUUUUAAAUUGAAUGUUAGUAAAUUUUGUUUCUGUUAAUUGUUAA
Hermetia illucens (black soldier fly) is the source of this 1270-nucleotide messenger RNA. Its product is annotated as 32 kDa beta-galactoside-binding lectin. The transcript is spliced from 4 exons. Lineage: Eukaryota; Metazoa; Arthropoda; Insecta; Diptera; Stratiomyidae. Bases 171 to 1148 code for a protein of 325 amino acids. Gene Ontology annotation, molecular function: carbohydrate binding. The record is from RefSeq and is a predicted model, not a curated record.